Molecule: messenger RNA, 771 nt
Organism: Penicillium angulare
Lineage: Eukaryota; Fungi; Ascomycota; Eurotiomycetes; Eurotiales; Aspergillaceae
Exons: 2
Coding region: 1-771 (256 amino acids)
Source: RefSeq, a predicted model, not a curated record
AUGGCAAUCGAUACAGCUACUCAGUUACCCAGUAGCACUGCACCGACCAACCAGGAUUUGAGCAAGACAAUUAGCCCUCAAUUAGCCUUCAAUCGACUAAUCCGUCAUGAUCUCAUAACGACGGAUUUUGACGAAUUGAAAUUUCGCGCUGCUGCAGCUCGUCAAUUGGGGUUUGACGAAAGGGACCAAUAUACCUCUGCAGAAUCGGAUUCUCGUCUAAUUGUCUCCCCGUAUAACACAUCCCCCCAUCUGCUGGACCUAAAUACGCUGGACACGCAGAGUCGACUCCUGACUCUAGCCUUGGCUUAUUUCAGGCCAAUUCGAGACGAUUAUGCCACGGCAGACUAUCUGGACUCGUUCAAUUGGGAUGAGGUCUUUCAUCUCUUGAGAGGUUUUUCGGAAGUGGAACAUCACACAUGGACAACGCAAACAUUCUAUGUAGUAUCUUUUCGAUCCAAGUUACAACCAGGGAUCGACAACGACUAUUUGCAUGCGUUGGAUGCACAUUCGCAUCAGGAGGCUACUGCCAGUGGCGGCCUAUUGAAAUAUUGGUUCGGUACAAAAAAUGAGAAGCGGGAAAACUUGGCAACUUGUAUAUGGCGAAACCGGAAUGAUGCCAGGUCAGGAGGCCAAGGGCCAUGGCACGCAAAAGCAAGAGCUGCAGGACGCGAAUUAUACGAACACAUUGUUUUUCAAACCAUGAAAUUGGUUAUUGAAAACGAUGUUGCAUCGUGGCGCAUCAGCGAAUGGGUCAACGAGGAAGAAUCAUGA